Nymphaea colorata (pocket water lily) is the source of this 1725-nucleotide messenger RNA. RefSeq names its product bZIP transcription factor 44-like. The record is from RefSeq and is a predicted model, not a curated record. Gene Ontology annotation, cellular component: nucleus. NCBI's taxonomy places the organism in Eukaryota, Viridiplantae, Streptophyta, Magnoliopsida, Nymphaeales, Nymphaeaceae. Bases 814 to 1272 code for a protein of 152 amino acids. Gene Ontology annotation, molecular function: transcription cis-regulatory region binding; DNA-binding transcription factor activity. Gene Ontology annotation, biological process: positive regulation of DNA-templated transcription. The transcript has a single exon.
UUUAUCUAUAAAUUCCGGGACCUGAACUCUAAGAAGCCCCUUCUCCCUCUCUCGCUAUAGUUUUUCUUGGUUCAGUCUCUGCCUUUUUCAGGCUUCCCCUUGUUGGUCCUGAGGUUCUGCUUCAGUAUCCAGCCUCUGCUGCACCUCCCUUUGAGUGUCUUGAAGAACACCCACGAGCUAUCCCUGCAUCUUUUCAUGCCAAAAUCUCAAUUUUAAGAAGAUUUUGUGCUUCAGUAACUUCUGCCCACAUCCCUUGUGUGGUUCUUCUGCCUUUUGAGACCUUCAGGUACAAAUCUGGGUUUCUCUGAAGGUGGUGACAAAACCUUGGGUUCUUGCAGGAGUUUCUUUGUGGGUGUUCUCCCAAAUUUUUGCAAGAAGAGGUGCUGAGCGCCCGUAGAGGGAUCUCUCUCUUCAAGCCCUUCCCUUUCCUUCCCCACUCUCACGGAUCACCAUACCCUGGUUCUUAAUGGUUCUACUUCAUGAUACAGUUAUUAUCUGAACUCCUUCUUUCCGGGUUUAUGAUCAAUUCAACCUUGAGGCGCAGGACCCAUCUUGUUCAGUCAUUUUCAGUUGUGUUCCUUUACUGGUUCUACGUUUUUUCAUGAACUAAUCGUCAUCUCUGAACAAUCGGGGUUCUGCUGCCCUCAAGUUUACUUUUUUUUUCUAGCAGUAGUAGGAAGAAUAAAUCGAGUCCUAAACUGUAUAUAUACGUACCUAUAUAUCCAUAAAAUCCUGCUGAAUUUUCCUUCUUCAUCUGAGAAAAACAAAAUCCAUAAAGAAAAAAAGGGAGGAGAAAGAGAUAUUCAGAGAUUCAUGGCUUCCAACAGCACCAGUCCUACGAUCUCGACGACGUCUUCAAGCGGCAAUUCUGAGGAAGAUCUGCAGCAGAAGAUGGACGAGAGGAGACAGAAGAGGAUGCUUUCUAACCGCGAAUCCGCAAGGAGGUCGCGUAUGCGGAAGCAGAAGCAUUUGGAUGAUCUCAUGGCCCAAGUGACCCUCCUUAGGAAUGAGAACAACCAGAUUCUCUCCAGGAUGCACGUCACCACCCAGCACUAUCUGAGCCUAGAGGCAGAGAACGCCACCCUCAGAGCCCAGAUCAUGGAGCUCACUGCCAGGUUGCAGAGCCUCACAGAAAUGCUGGGUUACAUGCAGGACCUCAGUGGGUUCUGCAUGGACCCAGUAGAGCAGUACCCUGAUCCCCUGCUCAGACCUUGGGAUGUGCCCCUCAUGAACCAACCAAUCACUGCAUCAGCAGAUAUUUUUCAAUACUGAUACGUAUGUAUCAUCUGAUUGAUGUGCAUCUUGAGAAUUUGGGUGUAAUUUUCACCAAAACCAGGAGCAGAUGGGCGUGAUCAUCUUCUUUUUCACUUUCUUUUUCCUUCUUUUCUCUUUUUGUUAAGAGUUCAUGUUAUUGUUGCUCUUUUUCUUUGUUGUCUGUGGUGUUUUCUGGCAGGUGGGUCUUUUUUUUUUUUUUUUUUUUGGCUGUGGUUAGUCUGGUCCUUGGAGCCAAAUGAUGAAGUUGGUGGGUGUUUUCUCUGAAGAGCUGCUCUAGUUUCUUCUUCUUCUUCUUCUUCUUCUACCAUUUUGGUUGAUCUCUCAUGAAGAGAAGAUGGAAGGGUUUGUCUUGUUUAUGACAUAUAUAUGUACCUCCAUGGGGUCUACCAUAUGCCUGUAGUUGAUGUAAUGGCGUUGCUUUUAUAAUGUAAUGCAGUCUUUAUUACUGUC